AAAUGAGAAUCGUGCUAGUGUUAUUGAUUAGCUUGGUAUUUUAGGUGAUUAUAAUUUAGGCUUUAAGUAAAAUGGCCGCAGAUCCAAAAGUUGUACUUGCAGAAAUAGAUGGUAAUCACAUGGGAAAAACUUUCUUGAAUGCCAUCUAAAUUAGUCUUGCCACAGGCUCACCUGUACAUGAAAUCUAAAGUUAUAUCAAUAAUAUCAGGUAAUAAGAAUGUUAUACCAAGAUUUAUGUUAGAGUAAGAAUAAAAAGACUCAGAUCUUUAUAUCUAAAAUACAUAAGCAUCAUGUAACAGAUUGCUCCAUGACUUUUCAACUAACUUAGCAUAUCAUCAAAGUUAAUUGAAAGCUCAUAGUAAAAUCGUUGAUGAAAAUACAAACAAUUUGUAAAGAUCCUUAAACAAAAUUGCAGAAGUCUCUGUUGAGAUUGAGGAAAAUUCAAAGAAAACUAAUGCAGGGUAAAGCGAAAGAGACUUAUAAUAUGCUGAAUUUUAAUCUAAAAUUAAGGAUCACACAGAAGCAAUAGCAGCUAUUGAUGAAGCUUAUGCAUUGAUUGAACAUCUAUCUGGAGGAUCUUCAUUUAUUUAAGUUAAAGGAAGAUUUAAUAAGGUUUUGUCCAGAUUAUAAAGGUAAAUUUUAUGGUUUUUGAUUUUUAGUUAAUCAACUUCAAGUGGAUUGUUAUUCUAACCAAUCCUAACAAUGAUGACUUAAUUAUCAGCAAAAUCAGAUUCUGAUACAGCAAAGAAAGUCUUGUAAUUGUUGUCCAACUUGAGGGUUUAAAUAGUUGAAAGCAAAUCAAGUGAUGAAGAUAUUGAAAAAUAACAAAGUUUAAAUUGGUAAUAAUUCUUAUCUGACUUAACUAACGAGAGAAACACCUUGUAUUUUAUUGUAAUCAUCAAAUUUAAGGUCUGAUUAAAGAUAAAAUCUAGAAUAAGCCAUCUUGAAUUAUUAAAGCAUUAUUGAAGAAUCACAAGGCAAAGUGGAAUAUCAUGCAGCUGAAGUUGAGAGAAAUUAAGUAUAUCAAUCUAAUAUAAUUCAAAAGUCCAAUUUAGAAGGUUAAGAUCAAUGGUGCAGAUAAUAAUAAGACAUCUAUUAGAUGGAAACCUAAGCAAGAGUUCAAUUACAAGAUUUGAUUUCCAGAAUCUCAGAUCACAUCUAAGACAAGAUUGUUACUCUUAAGGAAUAUCUUAGAGAAAGGCUCUAAUUAAAUUGAGAUU
Paramecium primaurelia is the source of this 1220-nucleotide messenger RNA. The record is from the annotation of a GenBank genome assembly. Lineage: Eukaryota; Ciliophora; Oligohymenophorea; Peniculida; Parameciidae.